Messenger RNA from Iphiclides podalirius (scarce swallowtail), 249 nucleotides. The record is from the annotation of a GenBank genome assembly. Lineage: Eukaryota; Metazoa; Arthropoda; Insecta; Lepidoptera; Papilionidae.
AUGGCCAACCAGACGAGCACGGAGCGGUUAUUGUCCCCGGCGCGUGACUUCCAUAUAGCAGACGUUUUCGAUUCCGCCCGUCCGUCGAUAAAGAUUAGCCGGAGUGCGGCGCCAUUGGCGGCGCGGGCCGUGGGGUUGUGGUGGGCGGGGCCCGGGGGCGAAACCGCCCUCGCGGCGCCGCGACGCUGCGAGUAUGCGGCCGGCGCCAUGGGCACCGCACGUCUGAACAGUAUGCGAGCGCUCAAAGCC